Molecule: messenger RNA, 518 nt
Organism: Drosophila pseudoobscura
Lineage: Eukaryota; Metazoa; Arthropoda; Insecta; Diptera; Drosophilidae
Exons: 2
Coding region: 36-365 (109 amino acids)
Source: RefSeq, a predicted model, not a curated record
UUUCACUGACAGUAUAACUUUUCUUUAUUCUUAGAAUGCUAUUGGUCCUGCCACUAACCAUACAGUAUAUACGCACCGAACAUGUCGCAAACGAAUUUUCUGGAUUAGAUCCUAGGAUCUUCGACUCUGGCAAUCUGCUAAAACCGCAUCAUCAUGAGCCAGCCAUGACGGCCAAUCAUACGCCGCCGAAUCAAACACUGGGCUUCAGCCUCGAGACGCAGGGCUUUGCCACAAAUCGAGUCGUAUCCAAGCAUUACCGAGGCGUCGUCGAGACAGACCGAGCACAAUCCCAGCCAGACAGAACCGUAUUCCAGCAUGACAGGAGCGCACCCCUUGCAAGAUCCGAACCCAACAAGCCAUCGUAAUCAUUCGACCUGGCCAUCGACAACAAGGACUUUCCCUAUGGCAACCAAGGGAGAGGUUGUUGCAUUUAUGUUAAAGAUAGAUCAAAAUGCUUUCGACUUGUUUAUUUAUUUAUACUAAGCUAAGUUUUGAUGAAUAAAGCUAUUGAAAAAACA